Messenger RNA from Stegostoma tigrinum, 2446 nucleotides. RefSeq lists its product as uncharacterized. Gene Ontology annotation, biological process: negative regulation of protein catabolic process; protein localization to nucleus. Lineage: Eukaryota; Metazoa; Chordata; Chondrichthyes; Orectolobiformes; Stegostomatidae. The coding region runs from base 244 to 858 and encodes 204 amino acids. The transcript is spliced from 5 exons. The record is from RefSeq and is a predicted model, not a curated record.
CCGGAGGCUCCGACCGGACAACAGAAAGGCAAGGGGAGAGCAAACCCCGGAUGAUCAUGGCGGCAGCAACGUCCUCGCAAGGCCCAGCGUUUUACCUGCGGCACGUCGACCCGACGGUUUGAAACCGUUCCUUCUCGGAAAUCACUUCAGCGCCGUUAGUAUACAAUCCACCCGUCAGUUCUUGCUGCCCGAAAACACUUCCCCCCCCCCCACCAACCGUCAGCAACGAUCACCAAGCGCGCGAUGGCCGAGCAGCCGCUGGCCAAGAUGGUGGAGAUCGCUGUGCGGGCGUUCGCUUCGGAAGAAGGCGAUGCUGCGCAGCAAAGCUCCAAAACCGUCGAGGAUGAGGAUGAGGACUCCAAUCCCACAAGAAAACGCCGGAGGGUGGAAGUGGAACCCCAUGAUGCGGAAGAAGACAGCAUUCAGACCCUCCUGUACACAGCCAGCAAGUCUCUUUGCCUGCGACUGGACACCAUCGAAUCCCACCUCAGCUCCAUGGAGGACAAAUGCAAGUGCCUGAGGGCCAAGGUGGACCUGCUGGUUGGCCCAGGCUCGGUGCGGAGCAACCCCGGGCACCGAGCCCCUGGGGACCGCCAGGGACCGGGGACACGCAGUUCAACCACCCCACCGCCUCAGACAUCCCCCCAAGAUCCCGCAGAGGAAGAUCCUGCGCCCAAGGAGUUUGGGGACACGGCCCGUGCCAGCCAGGACCUGGGGGAGAUGGGCGAAGGCCAGCUGGGGAGCCUGCAGGGCCUCGGGCCUGGGGUACACAUCGUCACCCUGUGCGCCGACGGCAGGGGCAGCGAGGGUGAGGACCGGGUGGAUGCUACCAACCUGCUGUACCAGCUCAUGUACUGAGACGCCCGGCUGGCAUCGCCACCCGCCCCCCACUCCCUCCCUCCAUCGUCUUUGAAUAAAAGCUGCAACGUCAGCCCCCCAUCUCACAGGAAAUGUCCACAAAGUGCCAGCCUGUUCCUCCCCUGCACCCCCACCAUCCCCGACUCUGUGUAUGUCUCCCUCCCUCGCUUCACUGUCUGCACGGGUCCGUGUCAGUGUGCGUGCCCCCAGCCUGCGCGCGUGCCCCCAGCCUGCGCAUGUCCCAGUCUGCGCUUGUUCAUAUGAAUAUGUUCACGCUGUCUUACUCAUUCUCCAGUGCUGACUCUGCGUGUGUGUGUGUGUGUGUGUGUUUGUGUGUGUGUGUUUAUAUGUCUGUGUGUGUGUUUAUAUGUCUGUGUGUGUGUUUAUAUGUCUGUGUGUGUGUGUUUAUAUGUCUGUGUGUGUGUGUUUAUAUGUCUGUGUGUGUGUGUGUUUAUAUGUGUGUGUGUGUGUGUGUGUGUGUGUGUGUGUGUUUAUAUGUGUGUGUGUGUGUGUGUGUGUGUGUUUAUAUGUCUGUGAGUGUGUGUUUAUAUGCUGUGUGAGUGUCUUUAUAUGUCUGUGAGUGAGUGUGUGUGUUUAUAUGUCUGUGAGUGUGUGUGUUUAUAUGUCUGUGUGUGUGUUUAUAUGUCUGUGUGUGUGUUUAUAUGUCUGUGUGUGUGUUUAUAUGUCUGUGUGUGUGUGAGUGUGUUUAUAUGUCUGUGUGUGUGUGAGUGUGUUUAUAUGUGUGUGAGUGUGUGUGUUUAUAAGUCUGUGAGUGUGUGUUUAUAUGCUAUGUGAGUGUGUUUAUAUGUCUGUGAGUGAGCGUGUGUUUAUAUGUCUGUGAGUGAGUGUGUGUGUUUAUAUGUCUGUGUGUGUGUGUUUAUAUGCUGUGUGAGUGUGUUUAUAUGUCUGUGUGUGUGUGAGUGUGUUUAUAUGUGUGUGUGUGAGUGUGAGUGUUUAUAUGUCUGUGAGUGUGUGUUUAUAUGCUGUGUGAGUGUGUUUGUAUGUCUGUGAGUGAGUGUGUGUGUUUAUAUGUCUGUGAGUGAGUGUGUGUGUUUAUAUGUCUGUGUGUGUGAGUGUGUUUAUACGUCUGUGUGUGUGUGUGUUUAUACGUCUGUGUGUGUGUUUGUAUCUAUAUGUCUGUGUGUGUGUUUAUAUGUCUGUCUGUGUUUAUAUGUCUGUGUGUGUGUGUGUGUGUGUGUGUGUGUAUAUUUGUGUGUGUGUGCGUAUAUAUUUGUGUGAGAGAGAGAGAGAGUAUGUGUGUGUGAGUGUGUGUGUAUUUUUUUGUGUGUGUGUGCACGCGAGACAGAGAGUGUGUGUGUGUGUGUGUGUGUGUGUGUGUGUGUGUGUGUGUGUGUGUGUGAGAGAGAGAGAGAGAGAGAGUGUGUAUUGUUACUGGUCACUGAGUUACCAAGUUGGAAAUGCAGCCCCACAGUUCCCAGGCUUGGUAUAACGUUGGGGGAAUUCUGUGUAUGUUUACAAUUCAAAAUGGACCUGCGUUUUAGAUCUAGGCUGACUGCAUGGAGCAGGAGUCUCUGUCAAGCAAAAGUGACUAUUUAUUACAAAUAAAUCAGUUUUAACUACUGAGAAA